UCUGAUGCCGCUCGGCAGCGUAAACACAGGUUGCGCAAGUUUGUCGGCGGGUCCGUAGCCGGUCCAUCGGUGUGACGGCGUUUUUGAUCUCCGAGCAGAGCCGGGAAUGGAUCGGAGCGACGGGGAGCAGAAUGAGAGCUGCUCGCCCCAACAAAGCACGAUGUGGAAACAGUUUCAGGCCAAAGCCAAACCGCUGCUCAGCCCCAAGCUGGGCGCCAGAGACCCCGAGGACAAGAAGGAGCGGAGCAUGUGGAUGUUCAAGAAGAUGAAGCGGAAGGAAAACGUCGUCCUGGACCGGGUGAUCUCCUCCUCGCAGCCCGACCUGCUCUUCUCCUCUCAGGUGGACGUGGAAGCGAAGGAGGCUCAGCUCUGCGGCAAAGCGGCGGGGGGCGGCUCCGGGCUCGGACGGGAGAAGCUGCAGUCGUCCUCCAAGCACAAGUCCGCCAGCCCGAAUAAGCCCACGGUGGCUCAGCUGGUGCAGUCCCACCACAAGAGCUCCUCUCUGGGCUCUGCGUGUCUGGAGAAGCUGGCCGAGCCACCGGCCGGCGGCAGCGGCGAGGGCGAAGCGGCAACAGCUGGUGCGGCGGCAGAAACGCAGGAGAAGCAGGACGAACAGCCGGGCAUUGCUGCUCCAUGCUCCUCGGGGGUCGCUCCUGAGCGAGCCGCCCCCAGCUCAGGGAUGUAUAAGCUGGAGAUUGAACUCAAGAGAGGCCACAACCUGGCUGUGCGAGACAGAGGAGGCAGCAGUGAUCCAUAUGUCAAGUUCAAACUCGCCGGUAAAGAGGUGUUCAGAAGCAAAACCAUCCACAAGAACCUGAACCCAGUGUGGGACGAGAAGACGACUUUAAUAAUGGACAGUCUGAGUGAACCUUUGUAUGUGAAGGUCUUUGACUAUGACUUUGGUCUUCAGGAUGAUUUCAUGGGUUCUGCUUACCUGUACCUGGAGUCUCUGGAGCAGCAGAGGACGAUACCUGUAACUCUGGUGCUGAGGGAUCCACAGCACCCUGAUCAGGACCUGGGCUCCCUGGAGCUGGCUGUCACCCUGACGCCUAAAGACAGUCCCAUAGAAGAACGACGAGACUCCACGACAAUGCUGCUCAGGAGGUCCUGGAAACGGUCCACGAAGCAGCAGCAGUCCAUGCGUCUCUCAGAGCUGCAUCGGAAAGCGCAGCUCUGGCGAGGGAUCGUCAGCAUCGCACUGAUCGAAGGUCGAAACCUGAUGCCCAUGGACCCGAACGGCCUGAGUGACCCGUACGUCAAGUUCAGACUGGGACACCAGAAGUACAGGAGCAAGACUGUGCCAAAGACCCUGAGUCCACAGUGGAGGGAGCAGUUUGACCUGCACCUGUAUGAGGAGACGGGGGGAGAGCUGGAGAUCACAGUGUGGGACAGAGACACCGGGAGGAGAGACGACUUCAUUGGACAGUGUCAGCUGGACCUCUCCACUCUGGCCAAAGAGCACACCCAUCACCUGGAGCUGCCUCUGGAGGAGUCCCGGGGCUACGUGGUGCUGCUGGUCACGCUGACGGCCUCGUCCCACGUCUCCAUCGCUGACCUGUCCAUCACGCCUCUGGACGACCCGCAGGAACGCAGGGAGAUACUCAAACGAUACAGUGCGUUGAAGUCGUUCUCUAACUUCAGAGAUGUGGGCAUCGUGCAGGUGAAGGUGCUGAGAGCAGAAGGUCUCAUGGCUGCAGACGUAACCGGUGAUUUAAAACAUCUCAUUUCUUUCUGCCUCGUCGUACAUUCAUUACUCGAAGUCCUUGUUUCCGCAGGUAAGAGUGAUCCUUUCUGUGUGCUGGAGCUGAAUAACGACAGGCUGCAGACACACACUGUUUACAAGAACCUCAGUCCAGAGUGGAACAAAGUCUUCACCUUUAACGUGAAAGACAUUCACUCGGUGCUGGAGGUGACGGUGUUCGAUGAGGACAGAGACCGGAGCGCCGACUUCCUGGGAAAAGUUGCCAUCCCCUUACUACAUAUCCGUAACGGUGAGCAGAAGAGUUACGUGCUGAAAAACAAGGAGCUGACGGCUCCGACCAAAGGUGUCGUCUACCUGGAGAUCGAUGUCAUCUACAACACUGUCAAAGCGGCUCUGAGGACCGUGGUCCCUGCAGAGCAGAAGUUUAUGGAGGAAGAACCGAAAGUCUCCAAACAUUUGCUCCAGCAGAACUUUAACCGUGUGAAGCGAUGCAUCAUGGUCCUGAUCAGCUACGGGACUUACAUCAACAGCUGCUUCGAGUGGGAGUCAGCUCAGAGGAGCAUCGUCUCCUUCUUGCUGUUUGUGGUGGUGGUGUGGAACUUCGAGCUCUACAUGCUGCCGCUGGCGUUGCUGCUGCUGCUGGUCUGGAACUACUUCUUCUCCUCGAGCAGGGACACGGCAGACAUGUCGAUGGAGGCCAUGUUUGAAUGGGAGGAUGAAGAGGAGGAUAAGGACGACAAGGACUCAGAGCCCAAAGGCUUCAUGGAUAAACUGUAUGCCAUCCAGGACGUGUUCAUCAGCGUGCAGAGCGCUCUGGAUGAGGUGGCGUCGUACGGAGAGAGGAUAAAGAACACCUUUAACUGGACAGUGCCUUUUCUGAGCUGGCUGGCGAUCACUGCCUUAUGCUUGGCCACACUUCUUCUCUACCUCAUACCUCUAAGAUACCUGGUUCUCGCGUGGGGUGUGAAUAAAUUCACCAAGAAGCUUCGAGAUCCGUACAUGAUUGACAACAACGAGCUUCUGGACUUUCUGUCCAGAGUUCCCUCUGAUGUCCAGGUGAUGCAGUAUCGUGAGCUGAAGGUCGACCCCGGACAGAGCCCCAGCAAACGUAAGAGGACAGCAUGAGUUAGCUGCUCUGUCACGUCCUCCAUCUCCUCUCUGCUGGAACAGUAAACGGUCGAACUGUAAACUAUGUAAACUAUGUUAUUUAUACAUUUCUUGUAUAUUUUGUUUAUUAUGAAACGUGUUGAAUUGCUUUUGGUUUGUUACUGUGGGAAGAUUUAUUUUCUAAAUCCUGUAAAGAAAAGGAAACAAAGCUCUUUAUGUUUUUUAAUCUCUUUUAUUUCCUGUAACAACACGACGUAUAAACCUGAACUUACAUGUGGUAAUGAUGUGUCACGAAUGUACACGUGUAUGUUACACAGAGUAUGCAUGUAUGAAGGUGUGGCACUGUUGCAUGGAAUCGUUGCAUCUUUUUUAUUUCUGUGUUUGUAGCUGGAUGUGUCGUCAGUGUCUGAUGUUAGGUUGAAGAUAGAGCUGCAUGUUAUUCCACGUAUGAAGGUAUUUACACGUAAACACCUCACACGACACACACGUCUGAUUUGGCUUUUGCAUGUUCCACCUCUGAACUGUUCCAAACAAACGGUAUCAGCUGGAUUUCAGAAGAACCACAUCAGAGAUUUAACCCGAACGCUGAAACAUCGAUUCUCAGCUGUUUGUUCUUCACUUGACUUUUUCUGCUUCUGUCUCGUUUCAGAUUCAGAUUCAGAUUCAGAUUCAUUACACAAAAUACAAUCAGCAGAUAAACGAUCAUGUUAUUGUAGGUUAGGAUGAUGCCGUCCUUCCUGUAAUGAGUAGUUUUACUUUUGAUGUUCACAGUGUUUUUUCCUGAUGAUACUUUUGAUGACACUUUUACUUCAGUCAGAUUUUAAAUGCAGGUGUUUUACUCUGAUCUGAGAACGUUUUCCUCCUCUGAUGCACAAACAAAGGGACCAUAAAGAUUAAGGACAUAUAACCAUGUAUGUUGUAUUUAACUUUAUUUCUUUGUUUGUUUGAUUUAUUAUUAUUUUAUUUUUUUUGAUAUUUUAAAUCUUCCGUAAAGAUGAACAGUCAGAUCAGCUCUGACGCUUUAUUCUCACUUCCUGCUUUUUUUUUUGGGCCAAAUGUUCGUUGACGUGUCCGGAACAGUCCGGGUUAGCUGUUGUUCUGUCAUCGGUUUGUUUCACAUGUGGAAGGUUCUGGAAUGAGAUCUCCUGCACGUCUGUGUGCGCUGUCAUAGUGCGUGUUUUAAAAGUGUGUUGCAUGAUCCAACAGAAAUGAAUAUGCAAGUGCAUUCACUGAUUCUCAACGUGAAGUUCAUCUGAUGCGUCCGUGGCUUGUGUGUGACGUCCACAUCCACCUGAGCUCCAGGUAAAGAGACAAGAGGCUUUGUUAGACCUCACUCUGUCAUCCUGCACAUCACCUGUUUACCUGGGAUGUUUGCUGUGACUGUAACGAAGGAGCAUUUAUCUGAGAAAACAUCUGUACACAGAGCCAGCGGCUCCCUGUUUGUCUUUAUCACAUAAACGUGGAGUAAAACUCGACUGUUAGAAAUGA
This is a messenger RNA of Toxotes jaculatrix (banded archerfish), 4297 nucleotides long. It is a transcript of the gene mctp1b, whose product is annotated as multiple C2 domains, transmembrane 1b. Gene Ontology annotation, cellular component: synaptic vesicle membrane. The transcript has 21 exons. Bases 107 to 2827 code for a protein of 906 amino acids. Gene Ontology annotation, molecular function: calcium ion binding. Gene Ontology annotation, biological process: regulation of neurotransmitter secretion. NCBI's taxonomy places the organism in Eukaryota, Metazoa, Chordata, Actinopteri, Toxotidae. The record is from RefSeq and is a predicted model, not a curated record.